Penicillium argentinense is the source of this 2436-nucleotide messenger RNA. RefSeq lists its product as uncharacterized. Lineage: Eukaryota; Fungi; Ascomycota; Eurotiomycetes; Eurotiales; Aspergillaceae. The coding region runs from base 1 to 2436 and encodes 811 amino acids. The transcript is spliced from 7 exons. Gene Ontology annotation, cellular component: cell septum; cell periphery. Gene Ontology annotation, molecular function: chitin synthase activity. The record is from RefSeq and is a predicted model, not a curated record.
AUGGGGUCCCUCACGCCAUCCGCCAGCCCGAGCCCACUGGUUCCAGCCGCCGACUACUUUUCGCAGCACAAGAGGGACAGCAGCUUCAAUUCCAGGUCGAGCGGCUCGUACGAUAAAAGAAGGUCCUUGAUCCCCAUUCGCCGCCAUACAACCCGCAAGAUCAAGCUUGUCAAGGGCAACGUCUUGAGCGCAGACUAUCCUGUACCCAGCGCGAUCCAAAAUGCCGUCCAGCGACAAUAUCGGGAAUCGGCGGAGCUCGCCGAGGAGUUCACCCACCUACGAUACACCGCUGCUACCUGCGAUCCGGACGAAUUUGUCGUGCGAAAUGGCUACAACCUACGACCCACGAUGUACAACCGACACACCGAGUUGCUCAUCGCCAUCACCUGCAAAAGCGAGAAUAAAGUCCUAACGGCCCGGACCCUACACGGAGUAUCCCAGAACAUCCGCGAUAUCGUCAAUCUCAAGAAAUCAGAAUUUUGGAAUCAAGGUGGACCCGCAUGGCAGAAGAUUGUGGUCUGUUUGGUGUUUGACGGAAUCGACCCUUGUGAUAAAAAUACCCUCGACGUGUUGGCGACGAUUGGUGUAUAUCAGGAUGGGAUCAUGAAGCGAUCGGUGGAUGGGAGAGAGACGACCGCUCAUAUCUUCGAAUACACCACCCAGCUCUCUGUCACCUCAAAUCAAAAUUUGAUCCGACCCCAAGGCGAUGAGUCCACAAAUCUAGCUCCGGUCCAAACAAUUCUCUGUCUCAAGCAGCAAACCAGCAACAAGAUCAAUUCCCACCGUUGGAUCUUCAACGCUUUCUCUCGCAUGCUGAAUCCGGAGGUGGUUGUUCUCCUCGACGCCGGAACAAAACCCUGCAAAGAAUCGUUCCUCGCUCUCUGGCAAUCCUUCUACAAUGAUAAGAACCUCGGCGGGGCAUGCGGUGAAGUCCACGCCCGAAUGAACACCAAACACAUGAUCAACCCCUUCGUCGCGGCGCAAAACUUCGAAAUGAAAAAGUCCAACAUCCUCGAGAAACCAUUAGAGAGCAUCUUCGGCCACGUUUCCCUCGGCGAGUUCUCCGCAUACCGAUACCGGGCAAUCAUGGGCCGACCAUUGGAACAGUACUUUCACGGCGAUCUCACGCUCUCCAAACAGCUCGGAAAGAAAGGCUUCGAAGGGAUGAGUAUCUUCAAGAAAAACAUGUUCUUCGCUGGCGACCGCAUUCUCUCUUUUGAACUGGUCGCAAAAGCCGGAUUCAAGUGGCAUUUGACCUUCGUCAAAGGCGCGAGGGCAGAAGCGGAGGUCCCGAAGGAUUUUGCGGGUUUCAUUAACUCGAGACGGCAAUGGCUGAAUGGCUCUUUUGCUGCGAACUUGUAUACUUUUAUACACUUUGGUCGAAUUUACCAAAGUGGGCACAACGUUCUGCAUCUAGCGCUUCUGCAUCUUCAAAUGAUUUACAAAUUUGCCAAGAUUGUGUUGUCUUGGUUCUCAUUAGCUUCAUUUUUUCUCAUCACAUCAGUUGUUAUGGGUGUUGUGAGCACCGCGAUGGAGGCGAACAAUUACCGCGCGUGGCCUUUUGGCAACGAGGCCUCGCCUAUCGUAAAUGACUUUCUCAAAUAUGGCUACGUUCUAUUGUUGGGUAUUCAAUUCAUUCUGUCUCUUGGCAAUCGUCCUAAAGGCUCCCGCCUGGCUUACACAAUCUCCUUCCUCUACUUCCCCAUCAUUCAAGUCUACACCACCGUCUUAGCCUUCUACCUCGUGAGUCAAGCAAAAACUAAAAUGUCCUUCAAUAUGGUCAUCGCCGAAGACGACAUGCUUUCGUCAGCUUCCAGCGACGUCGGCUCAAGCAUGAUCCUCAUGACCCUAGUCGCCACCUACGGAGUCCACGUAGCCGCCAGCAUCCUCUACAUGGACCCGCUACACGUCCUAACGUCUACAUGGGCCUACUUCUCCGGCACAACAUGCGUCUCAAACAUCCUAAUGGUCUACGCCUUCUGCAACUGGCAUGACGUCUCAAUCGGAACAAAUGUAGUCGACAAAAGCAAGAGUCUGCCCGAAGCACAGACGCAACGCGACGAGAAAUCGCGGUUCAUCGAAGAAUUUGAGCGGCCCCAGGUCGAUAUCGACAGUCUCUUCCAGGCUACCGUGAAACGAGCAUUGGCGACAUUCGAAGCACCCCCUGAGUCGGAGGACAGGGAUGUUGAUGAUGUGUACAAGGCUUUCCGGACGUACCUCGUGGUGUUGUGGGUUUUCAGUAACCUUAUCAUGGUGCUUUGUAUCAUGAGCACGGGUAUCAGCCGGUUCUGUCUCAAUACGCUUCCUGAUCGGCGGAUCUGGAAUUAUCUGCUUGCCGUCGCAUGGGGAACUGUCGGUCUUUCGCUCUUCCGCUUUGCUGGAUCGCUUUGCUUCUUGGCCAAGACGACCAUUUGGCGGUUUGCGGAGCGACGAUGA